This is a messenger RNA of Strongylocentrotus purpuratus (purple sea urchin), 2570 nucleotides long. Its product is annotated as cell wall protein IFF6. NCBI's taxonomy places the organism in Eukaryota, Metazoa, Echinodermata, Echinoidea, Camarodonta, Strongylocentrotidae. The transcript is spliced from 3 exons. The record is from RefSeq and is a predicted model, not a curated record. The coding region runs from base 47 to 2017 and encodes 656 amino acids.
GAAUCUUCCAGCCACAACACUAAGUACAGGAUCUAUUGUAACAACAAUGCCUGUGACCACUUCCAAAGCCCCAAUCACGUCUCCUGCCACUGUAACUACAACCACUCGUAUCACCAGUGAACCUACAACAAAACCAGCUGUCACCACAACUGCUCGUGUCACCACUAAACCUACAACAAAACCAGCUGUCGCCACAACUGCUCGUGUCACCACUGAACCUACAACAGAAGCAGUUGUCACCACAACUGCUCGUGUCACCACUGAACCUACAACAGAACCAGUUGUCACCACAACUGCUCGUGUCAGCACUGAACCUACAACAGAACCAGCUGUCACCACAACCGCUCGUGUCACCACUGAACCUACAAUAGAACCAGUUGUCACUACAACCACUCGUGUCACCACUGAACCUACAACAGAACCAGCUGUCACCACAACUGCUCGUGUCACCACUGAACCUACAACAGAACCAGUUGUUACUACAACCGCUCGUGUCACCACUGAACCUACAAUAGAACCAGUUGUCACCACUGAACCUACAACCGAACCAGUUGUCACUACAACCGCUCGUGUCACCACUGAACCUACAACACAACCAGCUGUCACCACAACUGCUCGUGUCACCACUGAACCUACAACAGAACCAGUUGUCACUACAACCGCUCGUGUCACCACUGAACCUACACCCAGUCUCCCUCCGAACGAAUGCUUGGCCACCUACACCAGACUCUCAGGCCAUUUCAACUCACCAAACUAUCCAGGAAGGUAUCCUAACAAUCAGAAAUGUACCUACACCAUCAAUGUUCCCGUUGGAAAAAGGAUCGUGUUGGAGUUCGAAGACUUCGAGAUUGAAAGCGAUGAAAACGAUUUCUAUAAUAUACCCACCUGUUGCAAUUACGAUUACGUUGCUGUCCAUCUCGGAAAUGACAUUCGCAUGCCGAUGAAACUGUGUGGUAACAAACAGCCAGAAAACUCGCUGGUAUCUCUUGCCAACACCAUGACACUGGAGUUCAUCACCGAUAGUACCGUAAAAGAACGUGGUUUCUCUGCUUCCUACUACACUGUAGAUGACCCCCAAUCAGCCGAAGGGGAGGUCCAAGUUAUUACCUCCCCUAAUUGGCCCGAUGUAUGUCCAGGAAUGCUACAUGAUACCUUUUCCCUAGAGGUGGAGGAAAACUACAGAAUAGAGCUUACCUUCCAGGCUUUCGACUUGAUAGAUGAUGUCACCUGUUCGAAGGACUCCCUCAAGGUUGAUAUUGGCAAAGGAAUCGCUGUCCCUCUCGUUCUGUGUGGCAAUAGUUUGCCUGCGGGUACAGUCGUUUCCCUAGAUAAUACUAUGGACUUGACGUUGGUCACUGACACUUAUUCCAGAUGGACCAGGCUGGGGUUCUCAGCUUCAUAUCGAGCUGUACCAGAGGAAACUUUUGAAUCACCAGACACAGACGUAGGAGUAGAACGGGUCGAUGAAGAUAGCAGCGAUGAAGAUAGCAGCGAUGGUGACAAUGGAAAUAGCAACGUGAAUGGCAAUGGAAAUGGCAAUGUUAAUGGCAACGGUAAUGGCAACGGUAAUGGCAACGGUAAUGGCAACGGUAAUGGCAACGGUAAUGGCAACGGCAAUGGCAACGGUAAUGGCAACGGUAAUGGUAGAGGUAAUGGCAACGGUAAUGGCAAUGGUAAUGGUAAUGGCAAUGGUAAUGGCAGAGUGAAUGGCAAUGGAAAUUGGAAUGGAAACGGGAAUGAGUAUUGGAACGGGAAUGACUAUUGGAACGGGAAUGAGAAUGGGAAUGGGAAUGGAAAUUGGUAUGAUAAUUGGAAUGGAGAAGGAUACGGGCAAGAAAACGGAAAUGGAAACGGGGAUGGAUACGGAAAUGGAAACGACAAUGGAUACGGAAACUGGAACGGCAAUGGAUAUGGUAAUGGCAACGGUAAUGGCAAUGGCAACGGGAAUGGAUAUGGCAACGGGAAUGGAUAUGGAAACGUCGGAUGGUCAAGCGAACAUGGUCGACAAUGGAAAUAGCAUUGUGGACUUCACUGGAUCAACUAUCGGGAACGGAAGGCAUGGAAAUGGGAAUAGAAAGUUGGGAAUGGCCAUCAACGAUAAAAGGAAUAGAUGGAAACGACAAAUGAACAUAAUUAGCAUGGCACAGUGAGAAUUUUAAUCUUUAGUCCUUCAUAGUCCAGCAAGUAACUUCUAUGUCUGUCAUAUAGUUUUCUCCUCCAUUAAAGUACAUUAUGGCAGAACGAAAUAUCUAUUACAGCUAAAAUGUAUUGAUUAUGUAAUAAUCAGAUCAUAACAACAACUUAAUACGCAAUGUAAAAGCAGUUUUAACCAAGGGAACUAAUCUUUUAAACAUAAUCUUGAGUAGUUGAGUUCUGGAAAUGACGGUACAAUCCUCUUUACAGAAUCAAACGAUAAUUUUAAACACUAAAUAUCCGCUGCUUUGUCACUUACUUUAUCUUUCUAUGUUUGCUUAUGGUACUAACUGAGGCAUUAUCGUGCAUGGAAGAUGUAAACUAAUUUACAAAUUUUAUGUGUUAUGUAUGUACCUUGUAUUGGACUUACUUCUAUU